Dreissena polymorpha is the source of this 6023-nucleotide messenger RNA. Its product is annotated as ras-related protein Rab-10-like. The record is from RefSeq and is a predicted model, not a curated record. The coding region runs from base 254 to 853 and encodes 199 amino acids. The transcript is spliced from 6 exons. Gene Ontology annotation, molecular function: GTP binding; GTPase activity. Gene Ontology annotation, cellular component: recycling endosome; insulin-responsive compartment; Golgi apparatus. Lineage: Eukaryota; Metazoa; Mollusca; Bivalvia; Myida; Dreissenidae. Gene Ontology annotation, biological process: cellular response to insulin stimulus.
UCCCCUAGAGCUGGGAAUCCCAAACGGAUCAGGAAAUGACGUUGUUUUAAUGAUUUCAUCGCAAUAAAUGGAACCAAGUCAUCGAGCCACUGAAUCAUAGUUAUCAAAGUAAACAUACAAUGAAACGUUCGUCAUUAUGUCAAUAAUCGUAUCGUCAGAUCAUCAUUGAACUGAAUAUAUUCCGAAUAAAAAUUGUCCGUUGGCGUUGAUACAAGUGUCCGCCAUCUUUCAUUGCAGUUUUGUAAAAAUCGUAAUGGCCAAAAAGACGUAUGAUCUAUUAUUCAAGUUAUUACUCAUCGGUGAUUCUGGAGUUGGAAAAACGUGCCUGUUGUUUAGGUUUUCGGACGAUGCCUUUAACACCACGUUUAUUUCCACCAUAGGUAUUGACUUCAAAAUAAAGACAGUUGAACUUGCUGGGAAGAAGAUAAAGUUGCAAAUAUGGGAUACUGCUGGACAGGAGAGGUUUCACACCAUCACCACGUCCUACUACCGUGGGGCCAUGGGCAUCAUGCUUGUCUAUGAUAUCACAAACGCACGCACCUUUGACAACAUCUCAAAGUGGUUGCGCAAUAUUGAUGAGCAUGCAAAUGAAGAUGUGGAGAAGAUGAUAUUGGGGAACAAAUGUGAUAUGGAAGACAAGAGACAAAUCUCCAAAGAGAAAGGAGAAGUAAUUGGCCGGGAACACAAUAUUCCAUUUUUAGAAACCAGUGCAAAGGCUAAUAUUAAUGUAGAAAAGGCAUUUAUGGAUUUAGCAGCAGCCAUAUUAAAAAAGACUCCAGGUCGCGACCCCCAGCAAUUGGGAGGCCUAGAUGUUCACAAGACUCAAGACACGGGUAGCAGAAGGUGCUGCUAACUGACUAGUGUAGAGACAUUUCUUAUAACUUUUUCAUCAUUUGGUGUCAUUAACUGCUUGCUGCUUCAUCACUGGUGGUGCUUUCAUGGUGUUCUCAUAAUGUGUGUUCCAUUGAUGUUAAUAACAAAGAAAAUGAAUGAUGAAACAUUUGUCUAAAGAUGCAUGCUUGUAAACAUUAUUUUUGAUCCCCUUUAGGCCUUUUUUCACUACUGGGGAAGGGGGUAAGGGCCUGAUACUAGAGCAGGUAAAGUUUUUUUCGGUGGGUAAAUACUCAUUUAAAGGCAAAUUUUUUUCAAAUUACUAUGUUCUUACACUUGAAGAUUAAACAAACAUUGUUGCUUUUAAAUUUUGUUCUUAACCUGGGUUACAUUAUUUGUGCAACAACAGCUUCAGUUUCGCUAGAUACUAGACAUCUGGGCAAUCUGUAUUUCUACAUUUCUUAUUUAGCUUUUUUAUGUUGGAAAUCCUUAAGUCUAUAGCAGAAAUUUUAAUCCUAAAAUCUAGAAGCCGUACUUCAUUAUAUUUUUUUAUGAGGACCUUGGACCUACAAUUUGUGGGCUGUUUCAUGUGUUUCAAAUUGGAAAAAAUGCAUGCAAGUCAUUUAAGUUAUUGGUAGUUUGAUUUUUUUGAGCUGAUAAUGAAGUCAUUAUUUUUUUUUAUUGAAAGUUCCAACAGAAACAAACAUUAUCCAAAACUUACAUAACAGAUAUAAACCUAACCCGACGGGAUUGAUGACUGUAUACCUUCAUUUUCAGACUAUCCAUUGCCUGCUAAUCCAGUAUAAUCACCAUUUCUAUAAUUCAAAAGCAAAAUAUUCGCAAUAUUGAUGAUAAAUGUGUUAAAGGAUUUCAUAAAGACAAACUUCUUCAUUUAAAUUAAGUAUAUUACUACAGUGGAUUGUGGUUUAGGUGUAUGCAUAAAUAAAGUAAUGGUGUUUGCGAAUUGAAAUAAACAACCAUAUUUACAGUUCAGAUUGAAUUAAUUAAUUUUGCUGGGGCAAGUCGUCUCAGUACAUCUUUGGGUGUUGAUAAAAAACACUUGCCCCUUGUUGGAUUGCUAUGUGUCUCAUAUUUGAAAAUAAUGAAGAUGGCAGAAAUUAAUAAAAGAUUGUCUGACAACUCUAUUACUUUAUUGUCCAAGUAAAGUUUGUGUUUUUUUAUUGAUAGUAAUGUUUUUGAUUGUUGUUUCGAAUACUGUAAUGCUUUUUUUGGUCUAUAUGCAGUUAUGUAUGAAACUGUGAUUUUUUUAAAUGCUUAUAAAAUGGAUUUCUUUAAAAUUUUAGAGAGUUAUGUUCAUUUAUGUUAUAAAAAACUUAUGUUAGUAUUUUUGGAAAUGUCUUGUUUCUCACUCAUUGUGGGUAAAAAAAGAAUGAUAGUCCAGUUUCUUUCAUAAGGAGUCGGAUAAGUAUUAUUGUUUCAAACAUUUUUCAAUCUUGAUUUAUUUGCCACAUUUUAGUAUUUCUUCUUUAGUACAACUAAAUUUUUCCCAAAGUUAUAUUUGUUUAUUUAUUCUUUUCUGGUUUCGGGAAAUUGUUAGAUUACUUAUUUUUUUUUAUUGAAUGUUAAAUUAAUUGCUUUCAUUAAUUCCCUAUCACAUUACUAAAUUGCAAGAAAGUACUUUCUUGCUGUUAAGUUAUGUGAUAAGGAGUAAAACAUAAGGCAGCCAAAGAGCAACAAUAAGGAUUUUGCUAAAAUUAAGUAUUGCCACAUGAUUUGAAUGUAAUUUAGCAUGGUGUGAUAUAAUGGAGUGCUUUAAAUGAUGUCAUCCCAUUUGUAAUUAUCAGUUUUGGACCGUUUGAUUAUGGUCAUUGACCAAUCUUUACCCAUUAACUCCUGAAACGUUUGAGUAUCCAUAUUAAAAUUAAGGCGGGCCGUGAGGAAACUGGGCUUAAUGAAUGUGCAUAAAGUAUCCUCCCAGAUUAGCUAGUGCAGUCUGCACAGGCUUAUCAGGGACGACUCUUUCCGUUUUGAUUGAAUAUUGUGUCCUUUAUUUUGCAAUUGAUUGUUAUCUGUUGCUCUGUUGAGGAUCUAAAUUCCACUACAACAGAAUACAUUUAACGGCAACUAUGGUAAAUGAAAUUGUUUUUCUUGGAUUGGCAUCUUGCGUUAUGUGAUGAUUGGUAUAUUUUGAUGCAUUCGCUCGAGAUAUUUUUUUCUUAAAAAGCUUGACCAAGAAAGAAUUCUGCCUUUGGCAAUAAGAACCAUUUUAAAAAUCAGCUUCUCUUUUCACUUAUUUUUUGUGUCCUUACAAUUCAUUUUACUUUUGAGUGCAAUCUAAGAUGCAAGUGUUAUAAUAUUUUCAUAACAAGUAAGUGAGAAAUAUAUGAGAAAUAUGAUGUAAUUAAUUCAAAUUGUGUUUUUUCUAUGUUAUGAAAUGUUAAGUGUAAUUGACACUAAGUAAAGACAUUCUGGGUAUUAUGAUUUGAUUUUUUUUCAAUACUGCUGGUGAAUUUGUCAUGGUGCAAUGUACAAUGGAAGAUGUAUGUAAGAAAGAAAACUAACAUAUUUUAUUGCUUUCAUUUUGCAUCACUGUCCCACAGGCAUGUGUGAAUAUAGUUAGACUAUGUUUUGACUCAAACAGUCUGAAAUAUGAUAACCUCUUUAAUAUUUUGUUAACAGGAGACAAUGGCUUAAAAAUUAAAAAAGGUAUUGAAUUACCAUUCAGGAAAAAUGUGUUGAUACAAAUUAUAUCUUUCUCAUCAUUAAGUAACUUGUGUUAUUUCAAUUAUGAAAUGUCACGAGAUCAAUUUAUGUUAUAUUGCCUUUUUGGUAAGAAAUACAUCUAUAAGAAUAUGCUAGCAAAAUAUAAAAGUUUACAGGGUAAUAAGUGUUAUGUAAAAACAAUCUGUCAAGUAAACAGUCAAUUACACAGAUGCUGUUUGAUUACAGAAAAAAUUAAACAGAAACAUGUCAUCUGUAUGAAUACAUUUGUGAUACACUUGGAACAAAAUGGUUUAUUGAUCUGAACAAACUGGUGCAUUUCUGUUUCGUUUACUCCAGUUGGAUUAUUAUAACUUGGAUAGUUAAGCAGCAUAAGUCAUGUAUACAAGCAUAUUGUUAUCUAAUCAGAAUGAGUUAUAUUCCGUCUCACAUUUUUAUUUUGUUAAAGAUGUCCAUCUUUUUGAGUGUAAAAUUUCAUUGUUCAUAUAUGCUAAGUGUAUAUAUUCUAGGACACUUCUAUAUGUUUGUGAAAGUCCACAUUUGUCAGAAAGUGAAAUUUUAAAAGGUUCAUUUAUCAAAUGAUGUUAAUUUACAUAUAAAUUACUAUACUAUUAUUUAUCCUUUACUUAAUUAUGUUUAAAAUAACAAAUAUAUACAAAAUUUAAACACCAAUAUUGGUAUGUCUUUACUAAGAUUUUUUAUUGGGUUUAAUACAGUAUGAUUUAUGUGCAUUUUGUAUGGAAUAAUGUGAUUUGUUUAUUUAGACAAUUUUUUAAUUCUGGUAUUUCUACAUUAAGUUUUUUGUUAAGUGAGCUUUCACAUAUGUUAGAAUGGCUUGUAAAAGCAAAAACAAUUCACAAACACCAGUAUAAAUGUUAGAUGUACUGUGUAAAUGUAUGUAGUUUUAUGUGUAAUUUUGCCAUUGGUUGUGAAAUUGGAUUAUUUAAGUGUUAUAAUCAUAGACAAAGAAAGAUCAGGAAUACACAUUAUUUUACUGAGUAUUGAGCAUACAAUCGCUUAGUUAUAUUGAACUAAAAAUGAAGCUGAAACAAGUAUUUACCAGUACUACAUGUGUGUAUUGUAUGUAUGUCAGUCAUAAGUUUUGGGUCAAACUUCCGUAGAACAAAAGAAUGGCUUAUUGUUAACCCUCAUGUGUCAAUUUUAACCAUAUCAAACGAUGGGCUAAUUAUGCAGACGAUUAAGAUACCUUGGAGUUGAACAAUAUUUUUACGUUGAUUUAAUGUGUUUAAGAACAUGGUAAAGCUUGUUUAAUAAUUAAUGGCUUUAUUGACAAGGGGCUGGAUUUGUUGCUGAUAGGUAUCUGGUUUUGCAAAAUGGAGUUAAAUAUGUAAUAUUUGGGAAGAUAUUUUAAGAAAUGGCUUUGUUAACACAAAGCAAUAUUCACAAAAUGUGUUUAUGUUUGAUUGUCAACUAAAAGAACUGUUCUUGUUAUAAUGUAAUUCAUAAAAAAUGUAUUUUGUGUAUGUUAACUUCAUAUAUUGUGUACGUGCUUUUAUAGUCUAAUAAUACCAUUACAUGUAGUGAAAUAAGUGUAUUAUUAAUAAUUAUUUUUUUCACUAACGUCAUAUCUAAUUUUAUUAAUACUACAGGUAUAUUUCUACUUGAUAAUCUUAAAUUCAACAUUGUUCAGUAAAUAUAAAUCAGACAAUAGUACUGCUUUGGUAUUUAGUCGAUGUUGUAUUAUAUCUUGAUAAACUUGGAAUCGACAGGACUACGAAAUACGCUCAGAGAACACACAUAAGUUAACAUUUGUGAUACAAAUUCAAUUACACGUGUGAGUUGUAGAUUAAUGGUCAAACACAAUAAUAGAAGAGAAAAGAACCCUGUCAGGAGCAUAUUUUUGCCCUAAUUAAAGGACUCUUAAAUAACAACCGAAAUGCUAAGCAUUGCGGAAAGGUGUUGCAAAUAACAACUAUUGAUUUAAGCUUGCAAAAACACGUGAAUGUAGAGACUCUACGUUACGCAAGAGACUAGGCUGCAUGGAGUGGGUCAUGCGUGUCAUAAGGACGAUAGAGUGGGUCAUGCGUUUUAUAAGGAAUAGGUAUCGUUCAUAUUAAGUUGGACAUAAUUUUUAUUAUAAAAUGUUGCUUGUUUCUAGUGUCCGAUAUGAUGUCCAACGUUGUAGGCCUACGUAGCGAUUUGCUUGUAAAUUAUGUAAGCUAUAUUGGUUUAGGUCGAAACGUUAGUUCGGUGCUUAUUUUGAUAGCUCCGUCAAAGUAAAUUUUUCUAAAUUGCAAACGUGAUGCUUUAACCUUUCUUGAAGUUAGUCGGCGAUGCAUUUUUAUUUGCGAACCCUUAAAAUAAGAAAAAAAUAUUGUUGUGACCUAAAUACCAUUUGAUGAAAAACAAUAUGUGAUUUUCGAUAUAAAGUGCAUACAAUGCACCUUUCAGUUCAUGGUGUGUCACUUCACUUGUUUUCCUUUAUAUUUAUAUUUUUAUUUGCAUGUCUGUCAACAUAUGUAUUAGUAUAAUAAACACAAUAAGAACAA